Messenger RNA from Formica exsecta, 3016 nucleotides. RefSeq names its product multivesicular body subunit 12B (gene Mvb12). Gene Ontology annotation, biological process: regulation of epidermal growth factor receptor signaling pathway; viral budding; receptor catabolic process. The coding region runs from base 1007 to 1999 and encodes 330 amino acids. Gene Ontology annotation, cellular component: cytosol; ESCRT I complex. The transcript has 7 exons. Lineage: Eukaryota; Metazoa; Arthropoda; Insecta; Hymenoptera; Formicidae. The record is from RefSeq and is a predicted model, not a curated record.
AAUGUUUCAUCGUUAUUCAUUCGCUGUUACAAAUUUCGCGAAGACAUUCCUUUGAUAUCGAGCUCAAUUUUGAACUUGUCGAAAAACAUGUUUGCCAAAGAAACCGUUUGUAAGAUAUUCGCGCGAUUAUUAAUGCAGCGGCACAUUCUUCCACGAACACGCCGUACGUUCCACUUUACUUUCCUCUUACGUUUCGCCUUCCUCAAGCCCGCCUCUUGUUAAUUCAUGCUAGAUUGCUCAUCGACCGCUUGUUCGAAACGAUCGUUCGCCGAUGGAAUUUUACGCCGAGAUGAGAUGAAUAUUCCCGACGUGCUUGCCAUUUAUUCGAGAGAGGCUAAUUAUCGUACUGUUAAUUAACACGUAGAAAACUCGUGGAUCUUUUCGUUAAUCGGUCAUCGAGAACGAAAUCAUAUAAAUACAAUCGAGCCGCCUUGACGUAGAACGUCUUGGAAGCGUCGUCUAUGAAUGAAUCUAUUCUCCAGUCAAACUGCAAAGUCAAAUCGAGAAUACAAGGCAGAUUGCAACCGAAGAAUUCAAUCGGUUUGCUACAUCGCAUCGGAUUAACGAGUGUUUCAUAGUCGAUUGCCUCGCGCUCGGAAAACCCGUGGAGCGAAGAAUGUCGGUCACAUGUUGAUAUUUUUGGAGCGUUUUGCUGAUACAUCGGAAAAAGGCAUUUACGACUUUUGGACGCGUCGUUAUUUACGAUCUAAUUGAGCUAAUUAAAUCGGCAAGCGUAAACUUCCUCGCGAUAAUCGUUAAACAAUAGGCCAUUGUAAUGAUGAUUAUAAAUGUUAAUUUCUAUUAACGUGAUUAAUAGCCGAUAUAAUAUAUUUGCUAAAAACAAAGGAAGUAAUAUAGCACACUCUUUUAUAAUGCGAGAGAUAUAUACGGGCUUUACUGUAUUUAUAGAUAUAUUAAUUAUUUAUGAUUUAUCGACCCAUUCCUCUUCGGAGAUUUGCCCCAAAUCUAAUAGGAAAUAUAUCGACAGGUAUCCGGGAUUGCAGAAAUGUCAAAGAAGCCCAGCUGUAAGAUGCUGGUCCAUCAGGUGUCGGCCGUGUUGCCGGACGACAGGCCAAUAACUGCCAUUAGCGUUGUGGAAGAUGUAGAAAAGUGUCCGCCGAAUUUCACAGUGGUAUCGAGAACUUAUGACCAGGACACCGACGCCGAUUUAUGGAGAGAAAGCGGUCUGUUCAUCAAGAAGAAGGGUAGAUACAUCUGCUUCUCGAAAACCGAAGGUCCGCCCGGUUGUGUGGUCGAAGAUAUCGUGGUGAUUAACGAACGAGACACUCCGCCGGAAGGUUACAACAUGAUCUCGUAUACCGUGGAUUCGAGGCAGAAGGCCUGGCGGAAGAAACAAGUGUGCUAUAAAAUUAGAAAUAAGAACUCGUGCGCAAAAGCAGUAACGGAUAUCAUAAUAUGCAGUAGGAUAAUCCACAAGGAUUCCAAAUUGGCUCCUAUUGGAUUUUCCGCUGCCGGUGUUAUAAACGGUGUUCGCGUAUGCUAUAAGACAGUAGAUAUCGUAAACGCAAACUCGGACUCGCAAUCAUACGUUAAUAUAGACUUACUACAAAAUUCUUCCCCGAAUCCUUCGAACGGAUCUCCUCACAGACCAGCCCCCGAAAGGCCUCCGAAACCAAAGUUCUCGCCAAAACCACCAGCUAACGGGAUUUAUCCGCAAAUUGGUGGCGCAGCUAAUAAGGACAAUGACGAAUCCGGCGAUCGAGAUUACGAAGUUCUGAGUCUUAACGCGAGAAUCAGGCCCACGAGGCCGGCGCCUCAACCGCCCACGUCCGCCCUGCCCGCUGUCGGUUCGACGACCGUUUACGGCACACUUCCGGGUUCGUCCGAUCUCGAUGGAGUUCCAUUCGCACUUAAUCCUCGUCUUAUCAUUAAUCAUCCUGAUUCUGCAAGUAACAAACUUCCUGUUAUCAAAGUGUGGACACAAAGGGAUUUGGACAGAGAGUUCUUCUACGACUUCCGUGCGGAGAGGGAGACUUGAAGAACACGAUGUUUGUACCAAAACUAACUCUGCGAGUUUUCGUGAGCGAGCCCUUCCUGCCGUUAUAUUCGUACAUGUUUGUAUCCGAUACAAUAUUAGCCAAACAAGCGCAAAUGGAGUGCCUGAACGAAUGAUUUAUACAUAGACGAACGCGCGAGAGAAUAAAAACCGCACGACGCUUAAAAAAUUGGGGAUUGUGUACUGCUCUUAAGAAGGAAUAAGAUAAAACUUACUCGAUGUACGCGUUUCUUCUUCUCACGCCCCACGUUUAAAUUUUGAUACCGGUGAUAGCGUUGUCAUAUUUUUAUAAACUUGCGUUAUCUUUUAGAUAGAUAGUAGAGAUUAUAUAUGUAAAAAAUAUAUGUACACACGCGCAAGAAAUUUAUAUUAUAAUUAGAGAUCUUUUAUGUAUCUCACAAAUAUCGCAUAUCGCUUCUAAACUAUUGUGCGCACGAAUAAAUGCAUAACUUUAUUGACAGUGGCAGCGCGUUUUCGCCGCAUAUUUAGUGCUGAAUACGGCGAUACAAAACGUAAGUGCGUGGCGAGAGUGCGCACUACGAAAGCCAUUUAAUUUAAUUUCCUCCUCUCAUCUUUUUUGACGCGAUAUAUGUAUAUUAUUUUUUAUACGGAAGUUCGAAUGUUUAUCCUGCAUUUUUUUUCAUCAAACUUCGCUUUUCCCACUUUCCCUUUUUUAUGUUAAUAAAAUAUAUAUUACAAUAUUUUUUCUUUAUAUACUCACGUUUGUAUUUAUAUAAUUUCAUCUAAAAGCAUAUAUGUUUGUGUAUUGAAGAAAAAAUCAUGUCUUCGAUGUCGACGAAACGCGACGUUAGAUCCUAUUCUUCCAAUUGAAACCUUUCAUCGUUCUAUUCUUCCAUAUUAAAUUCGUACCUUACGGUAAGAUUCCUCUCGAACAUCACAUGUGUACGCGAAUGUAAUUUAAGAUAGAGAGAUAAUAUCCGUGUAUGUUAAACAAUAGUUUUAAUAAAAGAUGACGUAGGUGAGAAGUAAACAACCAAA